This is a messenger RNA of Porites lobata, 13872 nucleotides long. The record is from the annotation of a GenBank genome assembly. Lineage: Eukaryota; Metazoa; Cnidaria; Anthozoa; Scleractinia; Poritidae.
AUGCCUUAUAUAUCUAAAUUCUCCUUUCCACUUCAAAAAUCGGAAGUUAUGUUCUUUGUUCUUCUAAGUGUCAGUGCAUGUUUAACGUCACAAAGAAUGCAUGGGCGUGCCUCGAAGUCUCAUGUUUCUCAGCUUUUGAUUAAAUAAAUACCCUGUUAUUGACUCAUCGGACAGAUAAGAAGAGCUCUGCGUUUCUUCGACCUUUGUUCAGGAUUAAUACGAGGUGUACAUUCACUUAUCCUGUGUCAGAAUGCUUCGGUUUUGGGACAUGAUUUUAAAGGCAAUUCUGGUGGUUUUCCUUACGAAUGGAGCAUUUACCAUUGGUAAGUCCAACGAAACGCACAAGCGAAAGAAGUUACGCUGAUAUGACGCGAUAUGUAGUCGACGCUGUCUAGUGCGCGCCGAAAUCCCAAUCUUGUUUGAAUUUCAGACAUAACAAGUCAUCCAGUAUUAAGACCUCUCUUAACACGCACUUUUGCGACUUUCUAAUUAUUGAUAAACAUAUGAGUUGCAUUACUGUAUUUGGAAUUUCAAAGCAUUCUUAGAGGACAUGAAUUUGCUAUUGCGUAGCUUUGUUUGGCAGGCAUAUACUGUUUCAACAAUGAUUCUUGUUUGUUCAUACUUACAUAUACUCAUAUAUUCUACAAGUGAAUUGCGCUAAAAUUUUCCUCACAACGGUCUGCUUUUGGCAAAGGAAGGCGUUUCGAUUUAUUUUUGUUCGUGUCUAAAUUAAAUGAUGGAACUUGCAACCACAAACUUCACUUAUUAUCAGCUUUAGUUCUGAGUCUCGCUCUUAUUUUUACUAGGUAUCUCAUUCUUAUGGCCACAAUUUUAUCACUCCCAGCAAACAUUGUGUCUAUCUUCAAAGAUUACUUCAAAGAUUAAUCUAAUCUUUACUCUGCUUUACUACAUCACAUAAAAUCUAGACCAGUUUGCAUUGCGUGCCUAGUUCCACCGGUCGAAAAUCCACCGAACGCUUGCUACGGGAGCUACAAAUUUUCCCUGCUCAGUCACUUGCGUUAUUAUAAGACCGAAAUAUUUGCACGUAUUUGUUCACUUUAAAUUUUUUGCGCGAUAAAGAUAUUUUUGCGUCUUUUUUUUACACCAAUUUUUUUAAAAAUACGUCACAAGUACUUAAUUGCUAGACGGUGACUUUGCAACUUCUUAAAAUAGUGUUUGGCAUGGAACAUAAUACUAAAAAAUCCGAUCUUCAAUCUGGUCUACGAAACGAAACGUUACAUCAUUCGCCCUUUUUGCAUUGAUUUACAGAAAUUUCCUCUAAUUCCUUUGUAUGCUUGAUUGGAUAAAAAAUUGUGCCCUUUUAUGGAUUGGGUUUUUUUGCGUGUUAUCAGUGGUGUUAUGGCGUUCGUUUUUCGGAUGAAUUUGUCUUUCGUUUCGUGACGUUUAGGGCUUAACCCUUUAAAUCCCAAGACUGAUUAGCAUCAAAUUUCUCCUUGUCAUAGCAAUGCUUUGUAAAACAGAGUGGUCAUGAGAAUUAGAGACAUGAUCACACAAGAUGUAUUUACUUGAUACUUUAUUAACUUCUCCCCACUACUUUUAUAGUAAAUGAAUAUGCGUGACAAAGGAGAAUUUUAAUUUUGAUCUUAAGGUUUAAAGGGUUAAUACUCAGGUCAAGCUAAUGACAGAGGUAAAUGAGAGACUGAUUAUAUUCCUGUUUACAUUAGGUCUACCGAAACUGAAAAGUAAUUCCACUCUCACAGAAUUUUAAAAUCCAUUCUCUUAUCGUCUCAGUAUCAGUUCUUGCGCAUCCCGGAUCGGAGGAAACUUAAAAUGGGCCACGCUCCCAGGUUACGGGAUUGUACGUAUAAGCCUGGGAAAAGAGCCAGCUUUGUGGAGCUGUCAUCGCGCGCUGUGCGUGUACGUAUACGCAAAGUACUCAUACACAAAGUACUCUUACAUAAUUACAUGGGAUACAUCUUGGAAAAAAGGCUAGUUUUUUUUUUCGCUUCCGCUCUAACUUUCGGGCAAUAACUCGAUUGGAAACGCUUGCUACGCAGGCUAAAAAAAAAGCGGACAGGUAACGAUUUUUAUAUGAUGUAGCUUGGGCGCAAAGGUCGAAGCGCAGAGAGGGGAGGGGUAAACUAAACUUGUUUUCGUAAUUUACAAGCAUUAAAAUAAACAUAAUCAAGUCAAACAUUGGCGAGCAUCAUAAGCCAUACGUUCGUAGAAAAUUAUUGAGAUUAAGCAAUAGUAUCCUCCCACGCAGGGGUUGAACGCGUGACGAAUCAAAAGCACGUCUACGUGGGAGGCAUAAACCCUUAAAAUCGUCGCAUUUUUUAAAUUUUUUUCAUGUUACUUUAUAGUUUCCGUGAGCCGUUUCAUGAUAUGUCAGCCAACUGAAUGAAAAGUGCUGAAAUAUCCUAGCCCCUUUUAAAAAAGCAAAGUUGGUGGGGUGACGAUCUUGGAGCAGUUUUGGAGUUCAUAAUAAACAUAGACCUUCGAUUCUGUCAUUUAUCUUAUACAUGUUUAAGUAAAAAUGUCCAAGUAACGGAAACAGGUCAUCAAACGUUGGAAGUUUCAUCAUUUUGCGAUCUGUAAAGAGCCUAACCUCCUUCAAUGAAAACUCAUAACCGUGCUAACUUUUCUGUUUAAAAAAGUAAAAUGAAAAAAUCUCGAAUGUGAAGGUCUCUAUAAAUGCUGCUUUUAUUCCCAGGUAUUGUUCAAGAAAUUGAUAUGUUCAAGGAAGUUGGACUGCUUGACAAAUCUCUCCCACAAGGCGUCACUUCAACACAGGGACAAAACAGCAACAGCAGCGCCUUUCACUUUACCACACAAGCUCAAAACCUCGUUGCAAAUCAGAACGCUUUUAAUAACGCAGACACGCUUAUUCACGACAGUCAAGAUUUUUGGGUCUCUGCAUGGGUCAAGCUUGAUACAAAUAACCCUAACGACAAUACCAUCCUCUCAAUUAGCUCUGCAGACGGAAAUGACCUGUAUUUCAAGCUGAAGAUAUCGUGAGUUAAACUGAAAUGAAGUGUAAAUACUUAAGCUCCCGGCGGAGGGGGGAGGGCACUCCCAUAUGAAAGUGAGGGCUUGGAUGCUCGUCGUCUCUCUAGGGUGCACAUUGCAGAUUUUGGCCUCACUUAGGGUGUUUGGGGCGGAAUGUCAUUAUAUUUGCCCAUUCUGGUAUCACUUUGGGCUGUUCAUAAAGAAAUUGACAAAAACUACCGUGACAUUGAGAAAACGGAAAUCUCCUUUAGGGGUCAGCAGGAGUCAGUGUAAGUUUCAGCCACACCCACACUGGUCUUCCUUAGGGGUUUAUUUUUAAUUAUCCACGAGCAUCCCUGUCACUUUUAAAAAUAUGGUAGCCCCCCCCCCCCCCGGCCCUUAACUUUCCCAAGCCUGCGAGCAAGCUCUCCAUUUUUUGUUGAGCGAAGCGAAAAGCGAGAGAACGUGUUAGCGGCCCUUUCGCGUGCUGGUCUUGCGCGACCUCUCGCGACUCCCCUAAAUGGAGAGCUUGCGCGCAGACUAUAGCUCCCCCGGCACUAUCCAAACAUUACAGUACGCCAAACGUUGGUAUCAUGGUUAAAAUUGUAGGCCUGGUAUUCCUCUAAUAGGCUAAAAUCACAUUGUAAUUAUACAUAAAACCCCAAAACAACUGCUCACUUUUAUUCAAUACUCUACCAAUUUCUCCCAACCACAAAAAAAAUGUGUUCCUCUCAGUACUGAAACGUCUUCCUCUUCUCUCUUUCUUUCAAAUAUUGUGACAUAGCCUACAACUGUCCUCAUUUAAAUCCCAAAUCUUUUUUAAAGCCAAGGCAGUCGUUUGGAGUUCACUCCAGCCAAAAGGAGAUUGAAUAUAUUUCUGCUUCCAAUAGUGCUAGUUUCACAAUUUACUCUAUUUCUCCUCCUCCCUCCCAUUCCUGAUACUUUACGGGCUUCCUCCCUUGAGCUUCGGAAGGCUCUACGAUACACGUAUUUCUAGUUUCAGAAAUAAUACGUCAUAACAAAGCCGUUGAAUCACACGAUCGCCUGGGGCGAGCCUGGCAAAAACACACUCUGCGUGUCGUUUUCUUGCGAAAGGGUAUACUCCAAGUUCGUUCGUUCUCACUGUUGUUUCUGAGAAAAGUAAGAGAUUGUUUAUAGUCUAGUGGUGAUGUAAACAAAUGUCGCUUUAUUUUCAGAGGUGUCAGUGCCAACAAUGGCCUUAAGGUCGAAGUUUCAGUGAGGCAAGCACCAGGGAUUGAUCCCAGUCCCAUCGAAGCUUUAUCUGACCAAUACGCGAACACGGUGGAGUACCACAAAUGGAACAAAGUCGCAGUACGGUUGCAAGAAGGCGAGCGGGUUAUUAGAAUUUACAUUAAAGACAUGGUCAUCCCCGCAAAAGUGGACGUGUUACCUCGUAUCGCUCCCUUUCCCGCAAAUGCUGAACUCCGUCUCGCUCAAGAAUUAUCAAAGGGGAGAGAGAACCAAAUCACUAUCAUAGAUAAAUUCAAGGUAAAAUGUCCUAAACGCCGAAAAUUUUUUCAGGCAAAAAGACGGAAGUGAAUUCACCACUCUAGAAAAUACCACAACAUAUCAUAAUGCUCUUUAUUUGUCACGCCACAAUUUUGUGUAAGUAUUGUUUUUAGUUUCUCUUGGGGCCAUUUUAACUCCUAAGAGAAACUGAAGACAAUGCUUAUGCAAAAUUUUGGGGUGACAAACAAAGAGCAUCAUGUUAUGUUAGGGUAUUUUCUGGAGUGGUCAAUUGCUCAAUGACACGUUUAUGAUGAUUAAAUUUCUUUUCUUUUUUCCAGGGAGAUCUUCAAGAUGUGAAGCUUAUGAGAGGAAAUUUGAACGAUUGUCCUCCUCUUACUACGGUAAUUUGACGAGAUUAAAAACCUAAAACCUGCGGUAAAAGGCCAAAUGAUAAAACUUUAAAACCCCAAACCUUAACUAUCGUAAAGGGAAAAUUUACCUCUUAACUCUAAUUUUCAAGUAAAUUUGGGACAUCCUCGUAAAUUGACUUAGAACUUUGCGGAUAUUGAACUUCUUCCCAGUCAGUGAGCAGAUACAGCAAAACCAGAAACGGAAGAGUUGAUGUGGAUCCAAAACUGGACUGGUUUUCUUACUCACAAAAUUCCAAAACCAAAAGGAAAAAUCGUCAGUCACUACUAAAGGAAGCAAUUCCUAACUGAAAUCUUUUGACACUCCCUGAUACUGAAGCAAAAAAGCCGUUCCCGUAUUUAUUCGAUUAACCGCCCUGGGCGCAUAUUAAAUUUUUGGACCUUGAGAGUGGGCGCUUAUUCGAGGCGGGCGCUUAUUCGAGGCUGGGCGCUCAUUAAAUUUUCUCCAUUCUCAGCAAGCGUAGUAGUAUAUUUUGAAACAAAACAGUAAAUGCUAAUAACAAAAAGCGAAGAUGUAACAAAGCAAGGUUCCUGUAAAAUACCCUGAAGAAAACUCCGUAUUCGGGAGUGUCUCUUGUUAUCUCUCAUUGGAGUUUUUGUGGGAGGGAGUGGGGUAGGGUGGGCGCUUAUUCGAGUCUGGGCGCUUGUUAACUUUUCUGCCUUUAGGAGAGGCGCUUAUUCGAGGUGGGCGCUAAUUCAAGGUUGGGCGCUUAUUCGAAUAAAUACGGUAUCUUUCAAAUCCCUUAGGCGUCGGACUGAUCACAUAGGCCCCCAACGCAGACGUUCUUGGGGGUUCGUCUGUGGAGCAGGAACGCGUGUCGAACCCCUAAGAACGUGUGCGUGGAAGGCUAAAGGCUGGUUUUCACUAACGACGGAGUCAGAGUCGUAAUCAGAAGCGUAGAGCUUAUAAUCUAGUGAAAACCAGAUUGUCGGAGUAGGAAGCAGAAGCAGAAGAGCCAAACCAAUCACAAAAAGUGGGAACGUGCAUUGUCCUUGGUUUAUCCUUCCGCUUUAGCCUGCGUGGCAGGCGUUCGAAAGGGGAGGGAGAGGGGAUUAGGGCGCGAGACCACGCGCGAGGGAGGAGGGGAACGGCGUUUCCCUCCCUCCUUCCUCGCGCGCUCCUCGCGUUUCUCUCGCGCAUAAAACUCCCUUUCCCUUUCCUUUCAAUUGCCUGCCACGCAGGCUACUUCCGCUUCUGCUUCCGACUCCGACAAUCUGGUUUUCACAAGAUCAUUAGCGGAACGUAAGCGACGGAGUCGUAAGCAGAGUCAGAAGAAAUGGAAACGUUCUGAUUCUUCUGACUCCGAUUCCGUCGCGCCUAUGACGCCGCUUACGACUCCGAUUUUUGAUUUUCACUAUGUCAUAAGCGCUCUUACGACUCCGCUUACGACUCCGUCGCUAGUGAAAACCAGCCUUCAGGACACGAGUAUUCCUUUUAAACUGUGACAAAGCAAACCUUAUACAAACAGUUUUCCAAUUUUUUAGCCGUUUUACAGCUAACAGAAGACUACAAAUCACUCGGUUUAUCUUAUAAAUUAACCGCUUCUCGUAAAACGCGAAGGACCGGCAGAAUGGCUGCCUCCUCGCUAUUUAUUUUUCACCCUCACAGCUCGCAUUUUGACCAUGCUGUUGUACUGCAGUCUGUACGUGCUAAACCCUUUUGAGACUCUCAACCAACCAUGCUGCUGUUUGUUCCAAUGCAGUGCAAAUGUUCUGACGCGUUACAGCAAAAGAAAUGCGUGAUGGACGGCCUUAGUUAUGACGACGGAGCUCGAUGGACCAAAAACAACUGCACCGUUUGUAAAUGCGAGGUGAGUGUGCGCAUUAUAGAGCGGAUUUCAGGGUGGGUUUUGAUUGACUCAAAACUCGCGCCAAUUUUUUUUAAUUUGGCCACGACUUCGUGGCAGAUGUUUUCCCGCGCUUGGCAGCUGCUGCAUGUAUUUGCUUGGAGAUCUGAUUGGCUCAUUUCAUUAUCUGUGUGUACAGUGAUUGGCCAAAGUUGUUGCUUUGAUUACAACAACGACAAUCUCUCUUUGCAGAAAUACAAUUUAAAAUAUCUAUUUUUUAUGAACUAAUUGAGCCUGUCCACAGUCUCUAUUUAUUUACUUAUGUGAUUAACUAACUACUUAUUUUUUUUGGUAUGUUUUCAGUCUGGACAUGUGACUUGCACUUACACGUGUAAAGUCUGCGUAGAUAAUGGCCAGCAGUAUUUCCAAGACGAGACCUGGAAAAUGUCUAAUAACACCUGCUACACUUGCCGCUGCCAGGUAAUGAUAAGAUGUAACAGGCUGUGAGUUUUCGCGAAGGUACUGAGAAAGGGAAGAAAGCACGUUUUCGUUUGCGAACACAAUUUUUGUCAGGUGCUACUAGCCUUCGAAUACAACAGUCACUCCUUGCUCCUCGCCGCCAGGGACGUUUCGCGGGAGAGGCGUCAACGUCCCAAGCGGCGAUGAGCGAGGAGAGACGGUUGUAUUCCCAAGCUAAGCUGCUACUCCCAUUUGAUGAAAAUGAAGCUCUUUUUUUCUUUCUUUCUUUCUUCUUUUUCUCCCUCUUUCCUCUCCUCCUUCGUCCUCUAUUGACUCUUGUGGGUUGUUUGUUCUUGUCUGAACAUCUUAAGAUAAAGGCAUGGCAGUGCCAAACCCCUUUCACUGAUUUUAAGGUUAUCUUUGGGUAUAUAGCAGUGAAAAAAGCAAAAAUACGAUAUCCACACACGACCUACGUUAAUCUUACAUAGAAUGAACAAAAUGAAUAUACUUGCCUAGUAGUCCAUUCCACCACACGUUUAACUGACGCCUUUCUUUCUCUCUCUCGUCUCCUUUCUUCCUUCUUCUUUCUGUCUUUUUUGCUCUACUGAGUCAAAAACGUCGUCAGUACAGAGUUAAUACAAUGUUUGCUAUUUCAGGAUGGUCAAUCCACUUGUAAUCCCCCUUCCUGCCCAGUAACCAGCUGCCCGUCUGGAAAGACCGUUUUACCUGAAGGAGAAUGCUGCGAGAUUUGUCAAGGUACUAGUUUUUCUUGUCGUUUUUUGGUCUCCAUGGAGCUAAAAAUGUUCCAGCCAUUCACAGACGCUCUAUUCUCUCUUUAAAGAUCGUCGAAAGCGCGUGUGAAAGGAAAAUCGCGCGCUCCCCUCGCUCGCUGAGCCCCAAAUUUUCGGGGGAGGGAAAGAAAGAAAAGAAAAGAAUGUUCCCAUACAAGCGGUAAAUACGUAGCCUUCUGAGAGCAUGUACACAAAGCACCGCAUUAAAUGAAGCUGCCCGCACAAGUUUCCCUUUUCUUUUUUACCUGUUUUCUUUUCCUUGUGGCACUUUUUUUUUCUUGCUGGUGCCGUCUGCUCGUGCUUUCUGGCUUUCUCUUCGUCUUGUGCCCCACAUGAGAGUUUGUUCAGAGAAUAGUUUUUUACUACUUGUGGCAUCACGAUUUUGUUUUUUUAUUUUAGAGGAAUACUGUGAGAGAAAAGGAAAAGAAUAUAAAUCAUGCGGCUGUGAAAGGACAUGUGUCAACCCUUCGGGAUCUUGCAGUUCGUGCAAGAAGGAAGGUUGCUUCUGUAAACGAGGCGAGAUUUUGAACUCGCGAGGGGAAUGUGAGGCUAACAGCAAUUGUGGUUGCAUUUACAAAGGAAAGGAAUAUAAGGUAAGUCCCAUUCGCCCUUGCGAUCUCCCGUGAGAGCUGGAAUGGCGCAGUCGUUAGAGCCCCCACCUCCCACCAAUGUAGCCCGGGUGCAAAUCCCUGAGUGUCGGUGUCGUUUUUGGGUUUAGUUUGUAGUUGGUUCGAUUCUCUCCCUUGCUCCUGGAGGUUUUUCUUCGGGUACUCAGGUUUUCCCGUCUCCUCAAAAACCAACAUUUCCAAAUUCCAAUUCGAUCCGGAACGGAUCGCACACACACAUUCAGUCGAGUUCUUAAGAACUCCCAAGUGCUUCAUAAUUACAAAAUUGCAAAAGGAGAGAGUAGAAAGCUUCAAAACAAGACCUUCAUAUAGUUGGGAUUCUUUGGGCUGCCGACUGGGCCAUGCAGGGGUUUAUUAUUUUGGGACGUAUAGAUUAUAAUUACACUUUUUACCGGCUUGAGUGUAUAGCUACUCUUGAUGGGAAUAGCCUUUUGAAGCAAGAAACGAUUAGCAUUAUUUUUAACUGGAACAUUUCCACAACUCACCUCCUUCUCCUAUCCCUAUGCCCCCAAAAAUACAGUAUGACAGUACUAACGUCACUAAUCUCAUCUUACCGGAAAUUCCAGUAUGAAAAGGAAAGACUUUUAACACGCAGGGAGAGAACUGCAACAAGCUGAAGCAUUUCCCGUGGAAACCGUGGGAGGGUAUUGUUUUUGCAGCUCCCACGCGCGCAGGUUAACUUCCUCAUUCGAAUACCGUAUUUAGAUAAUCGUAUGGCGUGGAUAUAGUAUAGGGCCAAUAACUCCACCCAAUAAUUUUGUGUUCGUUUCAAAUCGACUUCUAAAUGUGUUCGCCAGACGACCUGAAAUGACCCGUUUCCUCCCCGCAAAAUCAGCUCCAUUGAUGGGGGAAUGGGGCACGUAAAGCCUUCUGGGAGUUUCGUCUGCCAUUUUGUCUUUUCACGACAUAGAUGAAAGGUAAUUCUUGAUUGGGCGUUGCCCUGACGGGCAUCCCAAUAAUCAUCCUGGUAAGAAGGAUUUCCUUUACAUUUAAGACAAAUCUGCUCGAACAGUGUCAUGAGCUCUCAGUAAGUGGUUGUAUAACGCACGAAGAGUAAAUCUACAUCGUUGGUUAUCAAAAAUUUUAAACAUGAGGCUUUUCAAUUCUCCAUCCAUGCCCGGGACGAGGGUACUCAACAAAUUUUUGUUCGGGGCGGCUCCGCCCAGAGGUCCAGCCCCUUACCUUUUUAUAUACGAUUUUUUUUUUUUAAGAAAAAGGUGCCCCUUUCACAUACCUUUUUUAGAACUUUGCAUCUCUUUGCGUUCGAGGUACGACACCAGACAAACGAACACUUUAACUCUAUGUUAUUUAUUAGCAAAAACUUAUAAACCAGCCCACAGUAGCGCCGCUCUCGAUUCACUGAAAUCAACACGCUCGACCAAAUUACUGGAAAAGUUAUUGAAGUGAGCCGCACACACAUUCCACUAAAGGCUUUGACAGGAUUGGUGCGAAAUUUGAAUUCAGAUGUGAAAGCUUUUAAAAAAGUAAAUUCAGUUUAAUUCAUUUUGUCGACAAGUUGAUGAUUGAAUGCUCUUAAAAAUAACAGAGAAAAUUAUCCGGAGAAAUGUUUUUGAAGAAAGAAAAAGAAUCCCGGGUUAAGCGCUAAUCGUCCUUUGAACAACUGCGCCUUGUAAACAUGGGACAAACUUCUUUAGAUGUGUGAAUGCUAGUGUCAUUUCCUUCAAGCUACACUUUACUGCUAUACUGUUUCACUUAUCAAGUUUGCGUCUUUUUCCUUUACAAAUUUAGUUUGUUUUUUGCCAUAUAGAUAUAUAUAUUAUUUUUCGUAGUUAAAAUAACAAGUAUUUGUAAUUAUUAUUUUUUUUUUGUCAAUAAAUAAAAAAAAAGAAAAGAAAAAAUAAAAAAAAACUGCGCCCUGUAAUCGCGCCAGUAAAACAAAAGUUAAAAUGUUCUAUUUACACGCCCGACGCACUCUGGCCACUGUCUCCUCCGAUUACAAGCAUUUGACACUAAACCAUAUUAUUAGUUUCGUUGUACGCAACCCUUGGGUUCAAAAUAUGCCAUAAUCAUAUUUAUUUAUCGCAAGAACCAUCCAAUCUUCCCCCUCAACUGUUACCCGUCUGUACGCCUAACAAACAUAUCGAACGCACUCUCCUAAGCUCCCAUUACUCCUAGUUUAACUCUUGUAAAUGCACUGUCGUUUAAAUAGGAAUCAGUCACAAAAAUAGAACGUUUUCUCGACUUUAUAAAGCCGUAAAAUUCAUCUGUUAGCCGUUUUGGACUCUUUCACAGACCUAAAUGACAGAUUUCUACCUGAAGCAUGAAAAAAGUACCCCUUUCGGGCGGAGCUUCCCCGUAUAGACCAUUAUAAGGAGUACCCCCCCGGGCAUCCAUGUUAACAGCCGCUUAGUUUCUUUCGAUUCUCGAUUCUUACUAAUAAUUUUUUUUUUCUCUUAACAGUCUGGGGGUCAUCACUUAGAUAAGUGCACCUACCUCUACUGUGCUGGUAAAAAGACGACUCUGCUCAAUUUUUGCGGCAAAUAAACCUUAUGGCCAUCGACGUAGAAGAAGAAAGUGAAGCAGAAGCAAGUGGAAUUAGGGAAUUACUUUGUACGUUUUUUGUACCAAUUCGGUGUCAGACCGUAAUCAAAUGUAUUUUUGCAUCGCUAAAAUCUGAUUGUAAUUUCUUUUCUGUUCCAAAUUCCUCUUGUCACUGAUAAGAUGCCAUUUCCUAGAUGAAAAUGGUCACACAUCAGAAAAUUUCCGCUUUUCCAUUUUGUGUGCCUCGUUUACUUGUUUGUUUGUUUGUUUGUUUGUUUACGCUUGUAAACGCAUUUCCUUUCCCUUGAUUCACCUUUUUUUUUAGUAGAAAGGGCAAAUAUUUUUGGUGUUGCAAUUUUGUAGGUUUUGGAAAAUGAAAUGGUUUAAUUUGUUUCAUUCGUGUCGAGGGGCAUCUUUUUAAUUAGCGAUUUCUUUUUCCUGUGUAAGUCCUAUCCUUUCUGCUCCUACUUAUCUCCAGCUAGAACUUUAGAUGGCUCCAGGGAUAAUUCCAUAGGCAACAGGACCGUGCCAAUUCCGCUUUUUCUGCUUCCACUGAACGCAGAGAUAUGAAAGUUCACUUCCUGUAAGAAAAAUUGUAAUUAAAAAUUAUUAAUAUCAUUAUAUAUCAACUUUUAUUAUAUAGACACGAGUGUUGAACUGGAAAAUAUACCACUGGUAAAAUUCAUAAAAACUACAUCCGGGACCCGAGUGGUUUAUUUUCCAUAAUCUCACAAGUGAGUUUAUCGAUGGCGUAAUUUCAAUCAUUUCCCUCUAUUAUUUUAUCAAUGUCUUUUUGUCUAUAUAAUAAAAAGAACAUUACACGGCGGCUUGAAGAUAUGAAUUUUAUUUUCGAGUGGCAAAAACAAUAUUUUACUCACUCGCUGCGCUCGUUCGUAAAAUAUUGUUUUGCCACUCGAAAAUAAAAUUCAUAUCUUCGCGCCACCGUGUAAUAUCCUCUAUACAUUUGUUUUGCUGUAACUUUAUUGUAAUUUACUUGAGUGAUUCUAAGUAUAAAGUAGGUUUUGCUCACGUUAUAGUUUAGGCUUUCACUAAACCAAGAGAGCAAUGGCUUUGCUAACCGGCGUUAUAAGAAGCUGGCAUUAAAACAAGUGAUGAACAACAGCGUAAAGAAGCACUGUAAAACAGAUUCGAAGGUUGUCUGUGUAAUAAAAUGGGUUUCGUAUUCAUUGUGUGAGCCUGCCAUUUCCGAGGCUGUAAAACCGCUGCCAGACUGUGUUUGUGUGAACAGUAACUGUCGUAGAAGUUUCUUUUCCUGAAAAUACAUUCUUCGUUUAUCGUUUCUUGUUUGGUUCAGUUGCAUAUAAACACUUUCGCUCUUAUAAAAUUGGCGUGUUGAGAGUGAGCAAAUUGUCGAGCUGACCCCGAUCUCGUGAUUCAAGCCGUUGGGCAAGGAUGUAGUUCAACCAACACCACUUAUAGUAAACUGUCUCAAAAUAAAACCUACGUACACUCACCCAGUAGGAGGUUUGUUGAACACCGCGGGCGCAAGAGAACGCAAUGUUGAGCACCUGAUUUUCCUCCCCUUGGUCCCCUUCUAAGCGAACAUCAAACAAGCUUUGCUCUACCUUUAAAAUCAAUUUUAUAUCUAACGUUGUCUGAGCAACACAGUUAAGAUGGAUAGCUCCCUCAGUAAGCGGACACUAAGAGCUGGUCCCUGACGCUCUGCAGUCAUUUUUCAAUAGCUGAAUUCCCUCAUAGACGGACACCGCUCCAAAUCUCUAUAAAGGCUUCUUUUUUAAGUGAAGGGAAAUCUUAGUCUUAAACAAUUUCUUGUUCCGUUGUAAUGAUUAAAGACAUAUCACCAAAUUGCCUUUUAUUGUACAUGUAUGCAGUGUAUAUGUACCUUUUGGUCUACUCAGCUUUGUUAAGAAUUGGCUGCAGUAAGGUUACUCUGGAUCAUUAAAUUAGACAGCUCUUUACAGUGUAACAUGAAAACUAUAAUCUGGGGGAAAAAUUGUUAAGAAAAUGUUGUAUGUCAAAUUUAACAUUAGUUCUUUAAAGCACUAUCGAUUUCGCAAUUCCCAAUUUAUUUCGCAAAUAUUUCUAAUUUUUCACCAAAAUCAUGGACUAAUCUCUUUGGAAAAUUCCAAUUUUGUGACUAUUAUAAAAAUAUAUUUUUAUAGGCUAGAAAGUCCUCUUUUCUAUCUAGAAUAUCAACCAACUAUACUUCUUAGCAUAUUUGCCCAAAAACGUGCCAUGAAAUUAAUUCAAGUUUUUAACCAAAUGGAGGUUUGUGUGCUCUUUAUUAAUUUAAUUUAAUUUAUUAAUUCAUUUAUCCAUUCUAUUUUCUUCUUUUUCACCUGCUUAUAUGUACACUUAAAUAUACACUGACUGACCUUAAUUGGAUGGGGAGCUAACUGGGAAACAUUACAAUUUAUUUCCCAGCUGGCACUCAUUAUUUCUCUUAUAUUAUAAAGUUAUAACCUAGCACAAUUUCAGUUAUCUAAAGUUAAAAAUGUAAUUUCACCAUGAGAUAAAUAAAGAAUUACUAUUAUAUUACUAACCUACAACUAUGGCAUGGCACUUAAUUGCUUUGUAUAUACAGCCUCUGAUAUUGUAGUAUAAUCCACCUGUUUCCAAAGAUCGGUGAUGCGUGUUCAGUCGGUAUUCCACACUUCCUCUGAUCUUACUUAAAUACAUUAUUCAAGCAAGCUGAAAAUGUCCGCGCCUGCAUCCUUCUUAAUGGCCAUACAGCGGAGUUGGUACGUGUGCUUCAGUGCUAAAAUUGGUACGGUGUUCAGAUGCUCUCUCUAAAAAAAAUCGUCUGCACACAGGAUAGUAGUAGAUAAGGCACCGGUUACGCCGUUUCUUUGCGGAUUUAAUUAACUUUUUGUGCGGU